UCUUGACAAAAUUAUCGGCAUAGGUGUUAUUUGUCAAUUGAUUUAUGCAAAUAAAACAUGCGCAAUAGCCGCUGAAGUUGAACAUCAAACAAUUCAAGGUAAUGUCAUUCGACAUAUGUCUUCAUAUUGUAGCAUGCGAAAUCUCACCCUUCUGUUAGCUCAUGAUUGAUUCGUUUGUAUAAUAGUAGUUAGUUCUUAGACUUACAAAUCAAACAGCAAUAUUGGUGCAAAAUGACUGAAGAAAUUAACGAGCGAAGAGAAUCAAUUACCCAUAGAAGUCGAAGUUUCCCCAGAAUAUCACCUUCAAGAGUUGUCUACGAAGCACGACGUAAUGCCGACGAGUUGGCAGUGUUUGUUUCGGAUGCAUUAAGAACUCUAGUAGUUCUUUUAUUGAUUGGAUGGAUAACAUUGUGGAUCUCAGCUUUCAUUUAUGGAUCUUUUUAUUACAAUUUUCUACCCAAAGUCUCUUUCAAAGUGGAAGCGCAUUUCAACUAUGAUAACUGUCAAGGUCAAAUAGCGAAUUCAGAUGGUGAUCGAUUUUGCAGCUUUCCAACCAGUAAUUUUAGCUUGUUGCACAAUGAGAGUCUGGAGGAGUAUCUGGUACAGGGACAGCAGUACCAUCUCAUGUUGCAGCUGGAAAUGCCAGAGAGUGAAGUGAACAGACGAGUGGGAGUGUUCAUGGCAGUCGCUUCCAUCAGGGAGAAGUCGAGGGAGGUUUUCAACAUCAGAAGAGCAGCAGCCAUGCAGUACAAGUCAGACCUGUUCUACACGAUGGAGACUGUCGUCUUAUUUCCACUCUACCUCCUAGGCAGUUACAGAAAGCAAUCUCAGACAGUGUUUGUGGAUUUGGGUCUCAUAACUUCCCCGAGUAAUGACCUCAACUCAGCCUCAAUCACUCUAGAGUCACGUGACGUAAUUGUGACGUCAGCCAGCUUCAUGGGAAUGGCAAAAUUCAGAGGUGUGCGCUUCUGGCUCUACUUCUACCCCGUGUCAGUGUGUGUGGCCUCAAUUUCCCUCCUCUUCUCCCUGUUGUUCCCUCUCCUCACAAUCUCCUUCUUCAGAUUCAGACACUCCACCAUCAUGCCAUCAUAUCUCGACUUCCAAGCAUAUGACAGACUGCGUCUGAAUAUAUCUAGAAGACAUCAAAACCGAAGAAAUGCCAGUGCAGACCAGGUUCACGAGGGGAUAGAAGACGUCGAAGAAGAUGAAGACGAGGAGUUAUUAGUAGCUGAAGUAGAGACUAGAGGCCAUUUGGAUUCUCUCGACCAAGAACCCAUAAUUAUUUCUAGUUCAGCUCCUCCAGAAGUGCAGUUGAGGCGGAGGUUAGAUGCACGCGAAGAGGAUGCGGAGAAUUCGAUUCUGGGCGGAAGGGUCUAUUUAAAUCGGAGAAGCUACGGCGAUGGGGAGGGGGAUGCAAACUAUUUACCCACUUUAGCCGACACAGCUUCAAAAAUUGACUGAGGAGAUCUAAUUUUUUGGGUGCUGAGAAAUUACUUGAUUUAAUUUGGAGCUGUCAAAUAUUUAUUAAUUCACUUCUGAUUUCA
Molecule: messenger RNA, 1544 nt
Organism: Symsagittifera roscoffensis
Lineage: Eukaryota; Metazoa; Xenacoelomorpha; Acoela; Convolutidae
Product: seipin-like
Exons: 7
Coding region: 232-1461 (409 amino acids)
Biological process (GO): lipid storage; lipid droplet organization
Cellular component (GO): endoplasmic reticulum membrane
Source: RefSeq, a predicted model, not a curated record